This is a messenger RNA of Euleptes europaea (tarantolino), 3050 nucleotides long. RefSeq names its product protein tyrosine phosphatase non-receptor type 12 (gene PTPN12). The transcript has 18 exons. Gene Ontology annotation, molecular function: non-membrane spanning protein tyrosine phosphatase activity. Gene Ontology annotation, cellular component: nucleus; cytoplasm. Lineage: Eukaryota; Metazoa; Chordata; Lepidosauria; Squamata; Sphaerodactylidae. The record is from RefSeq and is a predicted model, not a curated record. The coding region runs from base 104 to 2491 and encodes 795 amino acids. Gene Ontology annotation, biological process: peptidyl-tyrosine dephosphorylation.
GGCGGCGGCGGCGGGAGGAGAAGCCGCAGCCAGAAAGCCGGUUGGCGGGGCGGCUGCUCAAGCUGCGCCUCUCCUGCUCCUCGGAGGGGAGGAAGGAGGGAGGAUGGAGCAGGAGGAGAUCCUGAGGAAAUUCAUCCAGCGCGUCCAGGCUAUGAAGAACCCGGACCACAACGGGGAGGACAACUUCGCCACCGACUUCAUGAGGCUAAGGAGGCUAUCAACCAAGUAUAGAACAGAAAAGAUCUACCCUACAGUCACAGGAGAAAAAGAAGAAAAUGUGAAAAAGAACAGAUACAAGGAUAUACUGCCAUUUGACCACAGCAGAGUUAAACUGACUUUAAAAACUCCCCCACAAGAUUCAGACUACAUCAAUGCAAAUUUUAUUAAGGGUGUCUAUGGGCCAAAAGCAUAUGUAGCAACCCAGGGACCGCUAGCAAAUACAGUAAUAGAUUUCUGGAGGAUGAUAUGGGAGUACAAUGUUGCAAUUAUUGUAAUGGCUUGUCGAGAAUUUGAAAUGGGAAGGAAAAAAUGUGAGCGUUACUGGCCUCUGAAUGGAGAGGAAAGUGUGUCUUUUGGACCAUUUCAUAUUUCUUGUGAAGCUGAGCAAGCAAGAACAGACUACUAUAUUAGAACUCUGCUACUUGAAUUUCAAAAUGAAACGCGUAGGGUAUAUCAGUUUCAUUAUGUGAAUUGGCCUGAUCAUGAUGUUCCUUCAUCUUUUGAUUCUAUUCUGGACAUGAUCAGCUUAAUGAGAGAAUACCAGGAGCAUGAAGAUGUUCCUAUUUGUAUACACUGCAGCGCAGGGUGUGGAAGAACAGGAGCCAUCUGUGCCAUAGAUUACACAUGGAAUUUGUUGAAAGCUGGGAAAAUACCAGAGGAGUUCAAUGUGUUUAGCUUAAUACAAGAAAUGAGGACGCAAAGACAUUCUGCGGUACAAACUAAGGAGCAGUAUGAACUCGUUCAUCGAGCCAUAGCACAGUUGUUUGAAAAGCAACUGCAAAAAUAUGAGAGCUGUGCCAAUUGGGAAAUUGCAGAUGGGCUGAAUGAAGUUAGCACAGAGAACACUGUUAGUUCUGGAGACGUCGAGAAACAGGAUUCUCCUCCACCAAAGCCACCUCGGACACGCAGCAGCUGCCUUGUAGAAGGAGACGUUAAAGAAGAAAUUCUGCAGCCUCCCGAGCCUCAUCCGGUCCCACCCAUUUUAACUCCAUCACCUCCUUCUGCCUACCCAACUGUCACAACUGUGUGGCAGGACAAUGAUCGAUACCACCCAAAGCCCGUCUUGCACAUUGUUUCUUCGGAACAUCCGGCAGACAUGAAUGAAAACUACAGUAAAGCAACAGACCAUUCAGGGAAGAAUGAACUGUCUGAAUGUGUAGAGAAGAAGCUGGAGCGCAACUUGAGUUUUGAAAUUAAAAAAGUACCUCUUCAGGAGGGGCCAAGGAGCUUUGAUGGCAACUCUCUCUUGAACAGGGGACACGCAAUUAAAAUUAAAAGUAGCUCGCCUUGUGCACUGGACAAAACAUUGAAGCCUCAAGAGCAAGGCUCAGGAGAUGCAUCUUUUGAGACCUUGCAGAACUCUUGUAUGGAAUGCAGUGUGCAGCCACUGAAUACAGCUGUAAUAUCUUCACUGGAAGGACAUCAGUGCCUUAUAGGUUCUGAUGCUGUGCAGAGACCAGACUGUUUGCCUCUCAAAGAGAAGGGAUGUGGUAGGUGGUCGCUACAAGGGGCUGAAAAUGUACAGCCUGCAUCAACACCGGAAGAAACACAGUCAGCUGUUUUAUGUGCUGGUGUUAAAAAUCUGUCAGUAGUACCAAACUCACCAUCUCCAAUGGAUCCCUCUUCCAAUGAAUUGCCAGAUCUCCAUCAUACCGCUGUGGUUUCAGUUAGAGCCCCCCUUUGUUUUACAAAUCCUCUGCAUUCCGAUGAUUCUGAUACAGAUGAAAGGAACUCUGGUGGAACCAGGUCUCAAAGCAUGUCUAGUAUUUCAACGGCAAGUGCCACAGUUUCUGCAGCUGUUAGUACAGAAAACAUUUCGGCUAGAAAAGUAUUGCCAAUGUCCAUUGCAAGGCAAGAUGCUGUGAUUAUAAUGCAUUCUAGAGCCCACAAAGAUACUGGUGCUAGUGAAGACUCCUCUCCUCCUCUUCCAGAAAGAACGCCAGAGUCCCUUGUGCUUGCAAGUGAGCAGAUCACAACCUUGCCUAAAGCUGUUAUCCUUCCACGAGCUGCUGAAUGGAAUUCAAUACAAGACCAGAAAACUUCUGAACAAACACAAUGUACUGCAUUGAAAAUGGCUGCGCCUGCACAGCCUGAUCAUCCUGAAGUGGGAGACUCAUCACAGACUGACAGAAUACCUCAGCCUCAUCUCUCCAGUCCUGUAGUUAGAAGAGAUCCUGCUUCAGGAGUUCCAGCUGAAACGACAGCUAUUGGUUUUGGAAACCGCUGUGGAAAACCGAAAGGACCAAGAGAGCCACCUUCAGAAUGGACAUGAUGCAAGAAUUAAAAGACACUUAUUAAAUUUUAUACUGGACUACUCAAGUGCCACUGAACUAGAUCAGUAGUAUCCCAUUCGUUAUUUGCGGGGUGGGUGGGGAGGACUAACAGUGUAGACACAACUACACAAUGGUAAUCUGUAGCUGUACAUCCACACAAAUCUUAAAUAUUCCUAACAGUGGGGUCUAGUAUUGCAAUCUAACUUUGGGGCCAUCAACCUGCCUUAUUACACUUAAUAGCAAGUAUUACAUAAGGUUUAUUUUAUUACUUCAAGUAUUAUUGCCUUAAUGUCCUUUUAACCCUGUUACACACUGUUUAUAGACAUGUUAAUAUAGUGAAACUUUUGACAAAUUGAGUUUAUGGAAAACUUUUUUGCCAAUGUUUGAUUACCGUGUACACUUUAUUUUGUAUAUGUACAGGGCAAACAGGUAUAUAAUUUGAUAAAGCUGCAAUCAUAAAGUAUUAACAGAAGGUGUAAGAAGUCUCUGCAUGAUCUAAAUUUUUGUGUACCUUUAUUUGUAAAUUAUUUGCCCUAGUGUUAGUAAAUAGCUCCGUUA